Messenger RNA from Aureobasidium pullulans EXF-150, 1202 nucleotides. RefSeq lists its product as uncharacterized. The record is from RefSeq and is a predicted model, not a curated record. Lineage: Eukaryota; Fungi; Ascomycota; Dothideomycetes; Dothideales; Saccotheciaceae. The transcript has a single exon. Bases 1 to 1041 code for a protein of 346 amino acids.
AUGCGCCGUGCCAUCUUCUUUCCCGUCAAAAGCGAGGCACGCUUCGUAUGGAUAGAGACGGAUCGGCUUUCCAACCAACCUGAUUUUGAGCGAAUCAAGAAGAAGUGUUUCAAAAACUCGAACUGCAGCAUAGAAAGAAUCACAAUCGAUGAGGACUUGGUCUACAUGAAGAAGCUCAACCCACAGAUUGUGCUGGUCUACCGCGCAAAUUCCGCUUCUGAUGGCUCUGCGGUCAAUCAGAGUCUCUCCAGACUAAACGACGAAACUUGCACAUCUUGGAAAGGCCCUGUCCUUGCUUAUGGAUCAGAAAUGAAGAUGAAUGCAGCUGGUCAAGAGACAAUUGUGUGCACAGACCUCGACACUACAGAUCUCGGAUCCAUCAACAACUGGAUCAUGGGACCGCUCGAGCCUGGCAAACCGUUUCACGGCAGCGUCAUCUUCAGCCAUGGAGAGUCGAGCAAACGUGGCCGUCGCUUCGAUUCAGCCACUUUGCAAAGUCUUCCUGGUGUAACCAAAGUGCCUCUUAGCCUUGAGUCUCAGAUCGCCUAUGUCUUCGGUAUGCCUCUUAUGAUCAUGUUCAAAAUCCCUGCAGAUGCGACCGCGUCGAAGGAAUAUGAAGAGAUUAUCAAAGCAGCUCGUUCAGAUAUGCCCUCCGACUCUUACAACUCGACUGCAGGCCUUCUACUGAUGGACCUGGAGAACAAGAAUUCAGAUGCCUCCCACUUCGCUGAGAUCCCUGAACGUUACAUCAAGAAGAGUCUAGGUGACGCCAUAGUGGUUCGCAAGGAUGGUAGACCGCUGGAGACUGCUCAGUUGGAGGCAUUUUGCAAUUGGGUGGAGCAUGAUCUACUACCACUGUUCACCGAUGCUCGCCUGUCAAUUGCUGAAGAAUUGAAUGUUGACCCUGCCGCCGAUAGUGAGGGAUGGAAGAAGCGGGCAGACUUCUGCCUUGACUUGCGCCAGAAGAUGCUGGCUCGCAUCACGAGAAAGAGGUUCUAUGGCUGGUGUGAGAAGGAGGGAUUGAAUUUGGAGCACUUCUAAAUGAUGGCAGGGGAUACUCGAAGAUGACACGCUCGCGUGUGGUGUCGCCGUUUCGGAUGGGUGGCUCAUGAUGCAGAUGGAGGUAACGGCAUGAUCAAGGGAGGAACAGAUAAGUGAAGUGAAAGCGAGUGAUUGAAACUUCGGUCAGUAAGCAAUGCAUG